Symbiodinium pilosum is the source of this 215-nucleotide messenger RNA. Lineage: Eukaryota; Dinophyceae; Suessiales; Symbiodiniaceae. The record is from the annotation of a GenBank genome assembly.
GAUGAGUCGCUGGUGAUCUUCUAUCCGGAGGUGCUGGCUUUCUCUUUCUUCGUGGGCGACAAGCACAUGCUGCCUGUCCCGUUCACCCUCCUCGGUGCCAGGAGGUAUCUCAACACCAUCUAUGGCGAGACUGGGGUGGGUCCACCCUUCCAGAACCUCUGCGGCAAGGUUGAUCAGAGCCACUUGCUGAAUGAGGACAUCUUGACCAAAGAUGU